Messenger RNA from Cydia pomonella (codling moth), 3246 nucleotides. RefSeq lists its product as uncharacterized. The transcript has 4 exons. Gene Ontology annotation, molecular function: zinc ion binding; nucleic acid binding. The coding region runs from base 787 to 3246 and encodes 819 amino acids. Lineage: Eukaryota; Metazoa; Arthropoda; Insecta; Lepidoptera; Tortricidae. The record is from RefSeq and is a predicted model, not a curated record.
AUUCUCAAGAAAAUUAAAGAAGAAAGAAAAAUUAUGUCGCUAAGCUGAUUCAACAUAGAAAAGUUAUACGAUAACCAAUUUCCAAUAAGACGCUUCAGUAGGUACGUCAUAGCAAAGCGUACUUAGAUAUAAGUAGAAGAUUUACUUUAUUUUAUUAUACAUUAGUUGUUAGAGUUGUGGAUUUAAUAUGAUUAUAAUAAGUAAACGUAUGCGAGUCAGAAUAACUAAUAAGCAUCUUAUAAGAAACGUACGUGUAGUAGAUAAGAGUUUGUAUGAGUAAGCACUCUACAUUUUACCUUUUAUAUUUACGUUAUACUUUAGAACUUAAGUAGUUUUAAGAACACAAGGAUGCAAUCAUUUAUACGGAAUCAACAUAAAGAAGAAAGAAAUUUGUUAAAGGCCCUAAAUUCAUUUCAUAUUUAUCGAAAUUUAUGGGGUUUGAGUUGACUUUGGCAACACUGACUGUUGCAAAGUGAACGUUCCACCAUUUUGAAUCGUUGGCGGAAGAUCUCCAAGCAGACGCGAGUUCCCCGGGAAGGUUCCUCAAAUUAUGCUGGUAAAUAUUGAGAAUAUUAUAAUUUAAAGGGCACCAACAAAGGGAUAAGCGUGUAGAUAGGCAAGAUUGUGAAAAACUACGUAUUUACUUCAUAGGUACAGUGAACUCGCCGCCGCCAACCACACCGGACAAGACAACUCGGAUUUGACGAAAACCCCCCUGAUUAGACCUGCUAUCGGACUAGACUAUUUCUCGGAUUAAACAAGAAAAGAGCUUACACAAACAACAUAAUGGACGAUUUGCUUUUAAGAAGGCUUAGGCUCAUUAACGACAAACUCACCACAGACAUAGAAGUUAUUCCUGUUACCAUUAAUUCAGAGAACUUAGGGCAGGCUCAAAUUACUUACAGUAAAUUAGAUGCAUCUCUGAAAAGACUUGACAACGACUUGAUGGAGUACUUUCGCUUGGCUUCGACACCUGCUUCUGAUGAAAUAUGUUUACUGAGUGGAUUGCAACUUCAAGCAGAGGAGACUUUGGCUGAACUUAAAGUGAAGAUCGAUCAAAUAACUUUGAAAAGCAACGCUACAGAGAAACCUCCGGAAGCGAAUGCCUCGUGCCGACUCCCUAAACUUCAGCUGCCGGUGUAUAGUGGAGACGUGCUCUUUUGGUGUGAGUUCUGGGACUCCUUCAAGAGCAACAUUGAUUCAAGAAAUCUGCCUGAUGUUGACAAGCUCUCCUAUCUUAAAGCCUCGGUGACGGGAGAUGCCAAGAAAGCCAUAGAUGGUCUGUCAACUACUAAUGCUAAUUAUAGAAUAGCCAUAUCGAUCCUAAAGGAGCGUUUCGGCAAGACCUCUCAUCCCAUUGACGCGCAUUAUGCAACACUAUAUAAGGUUAAGAUGGCCAAAAGCACCGCUGAAGACUGUAGAAAGACAUUCAACGAAGUUGAACGAAAUCUCAAAAUUUUGGAAUCAUUAGAUGAAAACAUCAAUCACAAUCAUCUUCGUUUUAUGUUGCUGGAGAAAUUUCCACCCGAUCUAGUUUACGAAAUUAAGCUGAAGGUUAAUGAUGAUUCUAUACAAGAAAUCAGGAACCAAUUAGAUAGAAUUAUUACCGCAAAAGAGGAUGCUGAAAGGAUUUCAGGAAGAAAACGCACGCAUGAAGCAGAAGAUAGUACAGUCGGAACUCUACAUAUAAAUGUGAAACGUGCAAGAAGCGCAUAUCAACCCAAACAGCAGCAAGGUCCCCCUAAGAAACAAAAUCCUCAAGGAGGUUUUGAUAGAAGACCGGAAAGGAAGAAUAAGUUUGAUAGUAUUAAUAAACCCAAUAAAUGGAACAGACCAAAACAAACUCCGACUUCUAACAAGGAUCAACCAGAACCUCAGCAGGGCUCUCCGAAGGGGAGAACAGCGUGGACAUGCAUCUUUUGCAAAGGUGAUCAUUACAAUGAUAAGUGCUCUGAAGCUACUACCUUAGCAGAAAGAAAGAAACGACUUGGAAAGAAAUGCUUCAUGUGUUUGAAGUUAGGCCACUUUAUAAAAGACUGCAAGAACAAACAAGAAUACUGCAAUGAAGAAACAGUCCUGACGGUUCUAGGAAAGGGAUUCACUACUUUUCAAACUUCUGUCGUUAGGGCUAACCCCCUAGAUAAUAAAAAUAAACAAUAUAAAUAUAGACUUCUUUUAGAUCCAGGCUCUCAGCGCUCCUACGUCACAUUUCAAACUGCCAAGGAAUUGAAGCUUCCCAUUGAAGAGGAAAGUCAUUUAACUAUAUUUACCUUCGGUGAAGAUCCUCCUAAAGAAAUACAUAGUCCAAUAGUUACUUUACAAUUGCUGUCAAGGACAAAUAAGAAGAUAGUUAUACAAGCCAACUGCGUUGAACGUAUUUCAAGAGGAUACAUACCCACUGUCAAGUUGAAGGACUUACCGGAGUCAUAUAUACUAGCGGAUGACGGCUCGCUAAGCGGACAGGUGCAGAUUCUGGUUGGAAACGAGUACUACUUCAACCUAAUUUACGAGAAGAAAAUACAAUUGGGUAGUAACCUGUUCCUGGUCGAUUCUGCCCUUGGUUGGAUAAUAAGUGGUAGAACAGAACCACAGCUUAGUGACGAGCCCUAUGUAGUGACUUACGCUCAGACUUGUAUAGAAACGAAGCUUCAUCAACCUGACCCACCCCUUUGUGAUGGAGACAUAAAGAGCCUCUGGGAACUAGAAUGUAUAGGUAUUAGUGAUUCACCGAAAGCAACUAGAGAAGAAGAAGCAAUCAAGUAUUUUAAUAAUACCACUCUAAAAUUAAAUAAUCGUUACACGGUAAGCUGGCCGUGGAUAACUUACCCACCGGACUUACCCAAUAAUUAUGGAAUGGCUUUUGGUCGCUUAUCAAGCUUAUUGAAGCGUAUGGAUCAAGGCACGUUGUUAUCAUACGAUGAUACGUUUAAACAACAAUUAGAUAAGGGUAUAAUAGAAGUUGUACUUGCUUCAAGAACGUCAACGGAUAACGUAGUUCACUACCUACCCUUCCAUGGAGUAUGCCAUCGAGGGAAACCUAUGAGAAUAGUUUAUGAUGCUAGCUCCAAGAGCAGCAAAGACACCAAGAGUCUGAACGAAUGUUUAUACAGAGGACCACUCAUGUUAGAAGACCUCACAGGUUUACUCAUUAAAUUUAGAACUCAUCAGAUAGGACUAACCUCGGAUAUUGAAAAGGCGUUCUUACAGAUGGCGUUACACGAAAAGGAUCGUGACCACUACAGAUGA